AAAAAAAAAAAAACAAACAGUUCAAAACCCAAAACGAACACUUCAAACAUUCACUACAUCAAAUCAAAACAACGAUAUAAUAUAAUUCAGUAAAUUCACCAUAUAUAUUAUAAUUGUUCAAUACCCAAAACUAAGUCUUCAAAAAUGGGUACCCAUAAACCAAUCCAUCAUCAUCAUCAUCAUCAUCAUCUCUCACAUUCUCUCUUCUUCUUCUCCAUAUUCUCUCUCUUCCUACCAUGUCUCUGUUGGGCCGGGCCCCCAGCCCAAUACUCCAUAACCGGGUUGGGCCCGGAAGAGAUCCAAUCAGAGAACCGGGUCAUGGAGCUCUUUCAACAAUGGAGGAAUAAUUAUACACACACAAAAUCAUAUGAGUAUAAAAAAGAAGAGUUGAAACGUUUCGACAACUUUAAGAUGAAUCUGAAAUACGUUUUUGAAAAAAAGGAGAGUCGGGCCGGGUUUACGGUCGGUUUGAACCGGUUUAGUGAUUUGAGUAAUGAAGAGUUUAGAAAAAUGUAUUUGGGUAAGAUUAAGAUUAAAAACCCGGUUCGAUUGAGUAAAAGGAAGCACACGCGCAUGAGUUCGUUGUUGGGAUGUGACGCGCCGUCGUUUUUGGAUUGGAGAGAGAAAGGUGUGGUUACACAAGUCAAGGAUCAGGGUGUUUGUGGAAGCUGCUGGGCCUUCUCUGCAAUUGGCGCCAUCGAAGGAAUCAAUGCAAUCAACAAGGGAGAACUCGUCAGCCUAUCAGAACAAGAGCUUGUAGACUGUGACAAGAAUAAUGAUGGCUGUGAUGGCGGUCACAUGGACAAUGCAUUCGAGUGGGUCUCAAAUAAUGGUGGUAUUGGUAGCGAAACCAAUUACCCUUACAGUGGAGGUGGUGGUGUCUGUACUGCCAACAAGGUGGAAAACCAAAUCGUAAACAUUGAUGGUUACGGAAAUGUGGAAGAAACAGAAACAGAUCUCCUGUGUGCCACUGUCAGCCAGCCUAUUAGUGUUGGUAUGGAUGGAUCAUCUAUUGAUUUUCAGCUAUAUACUGGAGGAAUAUAUGAUGGUACUUGCUCGAGCAAUCCAGAUGACAUCAACCAUGCUGUUCUGAUUGUUGGCUAUGGCUCUGAAGGAAACAACGAUUAUUGGAUAGUGAAGAACUCGUGGGGUACUAGUUGGGGAAUGGAUGGCUACAUCUACAUAAGAAGGAACACUAACUUACCAUACGGCGUUUGUGCAAUCAAUGCCUUGGCAUCCUUUCCACUACAAACAGCUACAACAGCUUCAUCCCCUUCUCCAUCUUCUACGCCAUCAUCUCCUCCAAAGCCUUUCCUACCUCCUCUCGCUCCUACUCCAUCUUCUUCAAUACCUCCUCCUUCGGAUCCUACUACACCUUCUCCAACAUCCUCUCCUCCCACUCCUACUCCAUCUUCACCAGCACCACCUCCCCCGCUGCCUUCUCCACCUCCUCUGUCACCAUCACCGCCUCCUCCACCACCACACAAUCCUCCUCCACAUCCUUCCCCACCUCCCACUCCCUCUCCUAGUAAAUGCGGGGAGUUCUCUUACUGUCUGCCUGGCCAGACUUGCUGUUGCCUUUAUAAAUCUUUCGGUUUUUGUCUGAUACAUGGUUGUUGUGACUACACCAAUGCUGUUUGCUGCCCUGCAUCAGACUACUGCUGCCCUGUUGAAUAUCCCAUUUGUGACGUUGACAGUGGAUUAUGCCUGAAGAAAUCUGAAGACAACCUUGGUGUUGAAUUGAAGAAGAAGCAGUGGGCAAAACACACACUAUUGACACUACCCUGGAGUAAACAUGAAGAAAGUAAGGAAAUGAGUUAUCAGCCUCUAAAAUGGAGGAGAAGCAGGUAUGCAGCAGUGUGGUGAUUGUAAAUUUGUAAUGAUUAUGCACAUCCCUUGUGAUGUUAUCAAAGUAGUGGUUGUUUUUUCCAUUCAUCUGCUAGAAAUUCAUGUGGGCAAUUCUCAACUUAGUUCUUUCAACAUGGUGACAUGCCAUUCUUUUUUAUAGAUAUGCUGAAGAUCUUGUAGAUCUGCAAUAAAUGUGUACUAUGUA
This is a messenger RNA of Beta vulgaris subsp. vulgaris (sugar beet), 2053 nucleotides long. RefSeq names its product cysteine proteinase mucunain. The transcript has 5 exons. NCBI's taxonomy places the organism in Eukaryota, Viridiplantae, Streptophyta, Magnoliopsida, Caryophyllales, Amaranthaceae. The record is from RefSeq and is a predicted model, not a curated record. Bases 145 to 1866 code for a protein of 573 amino acids. Gene Ontology annotation, cellular component: lysosome. Gene Ontology annotation, molecular function: cysteine-type endopeptidase activity.